Messenger RNA from Vicia faba (fava bean), 1131 nucleotides. The record is from the annotation of a GenBank genome assembly. NCBI's taxonomy places the organism in Eukaryota, Viridiplantae, Streptophyta, Magnoliopsida, Fabales, Fabaceae.
AUGGACGACAGGAUUAGUUUGUUGCCGAAUGAAAUCCUUUCUCACAUUCUAUCUUUUCUGCCAACAGAAGAUGUUUAUGCCACAACUGUUCUUUCAAAGAGAUGGAUGCAUCUUCCCCUCCUAGUUCCCACACUCGACAUCAACGAUCAACGCUUUGUGCAAACCCGCAGUAAAUCCUAUCCCAACUUCGUGAUGAUGGUUUGUGCAACCCUUUUCGCACAUAUGGUACCAAGAUACAUUGAAAACAAGAUUCCUAUCACAAGAGUAACCAUUUCUUUCUACGCGGGAGUGGAAACUUCCCUUUUCAUUAAGUCUUUAACUGCGGUAGCAGAACGUGGAAUGACGCAUCUUGAACUCUUGGUAUACCUUCCACAUUCUCCUUGUUUCAUUUUCAGCUUUAGAACUCUUGUUGUUCUCAAGUUAAAAGAGAUAAUGUUUCAUGAUUUUUCUACUGUUGUUGAACUUGCAUCACUCAAAAUUCUUCGUUUGUUUAAAGUUUACUUCAAGAAACGACAGUAUCUUUGUGAACUUCUUAAUGGGUGUCCAAAUCUUGAAGAAUUUGAAGCAAAAGACUUAACUUUGUUGUAUGGAUGCGGGUUUCUUGGGGAUAAGGUUAAGUUUAUGAAGUUAUCCAAUUUGAUCAGGGCAGACAUUAAUAAUUUACAUCCUUUUUAUUAUGUUCCUCCUCUUACUGCCUUGUCGAACGUUCAGUUCCUGCGCUUGGAAGAGGUGUAUGAUCGUGGUGCUUUUUCCAAUUUAACUCACUUGGAGCUUGUGUUUGCGAAAAUGGAGGUUAAUUGGUUCAUGGUAUAUGGAAUGCUCAAUGAUUGUCCAAAUCUUCAAAGUUUUCUCUUUGACAAGCCUCAACUUCUGAAACCAUUGUACCACAGAUGGUUUGUGCCACCCAUUGUUCCGAAAUGCUUUUCUUCGCAGUUUAGAAAGUGUAAAAUAACAAAUUAUUAUAGAUGUGAAUUGAAAUUUGUUAAGUAUAUCAUCAAGAACUCAACAUCAAUACAGUCUGUGAUCCUCCACACCCCGCCUUCCUUAGAUCCCUUCGACAAGCUUGAAGUUCUGAAUGAAUUAUUCUCUGCUGUAGGAUGCUCUUCACAAUGCGAAAUUAUUUUUAUUUGA